AUGUCGAGCGAUGGCGAAUCAACUGUUGCAGUCAAACUGUUCAUCGACAAGGAGAAGAAGAGGGUGUUGUUUGCGGAAUCUGACCAGGACUUCGUCGACGUCCUCUUCAGUUUCCUCACCCUGCCCCUCGGCACCAUCGUUCGUCGCCUCGGUAAGCAGUCUCAGGUAGGGUGCCUCGACGAGCUGUACAAGAGCGUGGAGAAUCUUGGGGAAGAUCACUUCCAAACGAAGCCUUGCAAGACCAUGCUUCUUAGUCCCCGCAAUGCUGCAGCAGAUCACUUAGGUCGGCUUAAAGUCGAACUUGACGACAUAGAUCAAACAUUGUUUUAUGCUUGCAAGCGUCACAUGGGGUACUUCAGCUCAGUCCCUGACGUUGGUUGCCCGUUUUGCGGCACCAUGGAUAUAACAAUUAGGGAAUGUUCAGAGAAAGGGACUCUGGAUGAGAUUUUUGCCAAGAGCCGCACGAAGUUCGUCAUCACGGAUGAUCUCCAAGUUGCUCUUUCUUCCACAGCUCUCAUGUUUUCCUUGAUGGACAAGCUUGGGCUACAGGAGCAAGCGAAUAUCGAGGAAGUGGUGCUACAACUCAAUUCCAAUAAGAUGAUUAGCUUGCUUGCCAGAGCACUGCUGUCAAAGCAACCUUUAACUGGCCUCUAUUUUGAUGUUACCAUCACGCCUGAUGCUUUCCAGCUUCCUGAGAAUUUAUUGGCAGAACAGGCAGAUGAGGCUGAGCCCAUGUUCAAAGCAAUAAAGAUGAGGAUUAUUCAGUCAAAAGAUGGUACCUCGGUGUUGUAUGCUGAAGUUGGGCAUGACUUCGUUGAUAUAUUCUUCAGCCUGCUUUGCAUUCCAAUUGGAUCCAUAAUCAAAGCUUUUGGUGAAUGGUCACCAAAUGGCAGCAUUGAUAAUCUUUACAAGAGUGUGAAUGAGGAAGCAUGUGUUAAACAAGAAUGCCGAAGCCUGCUUCUAUCACCAAAGCUGCCCCCUUUCUUUGGCUGCAGCAGCAAUGUACUCCAUGUGGAAGAGCUACCCUCUGGAAGUGUGUCACGCUAUAAUCACGAGGUGAAUCCAAAAGAACCCAUUAGAGGAGGUACUUGUAGGGCAUAUGUCAAGGAAGGUUCCACAAACUUUAUGGUGACCGAUGAUCUUCAUAUCUCCAAUUUCUCUUUGGCCAAUAGUCUCAAAGCCAUUCGCGCAGCCAAGAUUCCAAAGGAGAAGCUUGUGGAGAAAGAGCUCACUCUUGACAAAACACAGGUUUUGAAGCUACUGAGAGCUGCAAUGCUGAGUCGUGGCGCACUCAGCAGCGUGCUCUUGCCUAAGUAG
This is a messenger RNA of Triticum urartu, 1317 nucleotides long. RefSeq lists its product as uncharacterized. The record is from RefSeq and is a predicted model, not a curated record. Lineage: Eukaryota; Viridiplantae; Streptophyta; Magnoliopsida; Poales; Poaceae.